AUGACCAAGAAAAGAAUUGCUGUGAUUGGGGGAGGUGUGAGUGGCCUCUCCUCUAUCAAGUGCUGCCUGGAAGAAGGCUUGGAGCCAGUCUGCUUUGAAAGGACUAAUGACAUUGGAGGGCUCUGGAGGUUCCAGACCACUGUGUGCAGUGUGAAGAAGCGGCCUGAUUUCUUCACUUCAGGCCAAUGGGAGGUAGUCACAGAAUCUGAAGGGAAAAAGGAGGUAAACGUCUUUGAUGGAGUCAUGGUUUGCACUGGCCAUCAUACCAAUGCUCACUUACCCUUGGAAAGCUUUCCUGGAAUUGAGAAGUUCAAAGGACAGUACUUACACAGCCGAGACUAUAAGAAUCCAGAUAUUUUCACCGGAAAGAGAGUCAUUAUAAUUGGCAUUGGGAAUUCGGGAGGGGAUCUGGCUGUGGAACUUUGCCACACAGCCAAGCAGGUUUUUCUCAGUACCAGGAGAGGGGCUUGGAUCCUGAAUCGUGUAGCAGACUUUGGAUAUCCUUUUGAUGUGUUAUUCUCUUCUCGAUAUAAAUACUUUCUUUUGAAGAUUUGUGGCCUAUCAUUAGUCAACAGUUUUUUAGAGAAAAAGUUGAACCAAAGGUGUGACCACGAAAUGUUUGGCCUAAAGCCGAAACACAGUGUUCAGAUUUACUUACUACAAAAUAGGCUAAAGACAUUGCCCUCACAAAGUGAAAUGAAUGCAGAAAUAGCUAAGGCUCAAGAGGAAAUUUCAAAAAGGUAUGUGGAGAGCCAACGUCAUACUAUUCAGGGAGACUAUGUAGAUACCAUGGAAGAGCUUGCUGAUCUGGUGGGCGUCAGGCCCAAUCUGCUGUCUCUGGCCUUCACUGACCCCAAGUUGGCAAUACAGCUAUUUUGGGGACCCUGCACUCCAAUCCACUAUCGUCUUCAAGGCCCUGGAAAAUGGGAUGGAGCCCGAAAAGCUAUUCUCACCACAGAAGAUCGUAUCAGGAAGCCAAUGAUGACUAGAGUAAUUGAAAGCAGAAAUUCCAUGACUUCCACAAUAACAAUGGCCAGGUUUAUGCUGGCUGUUGUUUUCUUUGCUAUAAUUAUGACCUACUGUUAGCUGUCCCAUUUGUCAUUGCCCUAGUUUUCUCUGGAAAACUAGAUCUACAGAUGCCUUAAGAAUCUGAUGCGAUUGAACAACUCUCAGCUUCACAUUGCCCAGGAAUCCCCUUUUAUUUCUUUUGCCAAAGCAUUAAUCCUCUGUCCUCAUUUCCCUACAGUGAGAUUCUAGUUUUUCCUUCAUAUUGAUUUCCCUCCUUUCCUUUUACGACCCGCCACUUUUUCCUUUUAGUAACCCCUGAACUAUGAACUUAGGUAUUUUUUUAGUCAUCUUAGUUUGUCUGUGGCCGAUUUCUUGACCUAUGGUCUGUGCUUAAUAAAUGUUUGUUGUCAUUUAUCAAAUAUAACGGUGGGGAGCAUAAGUCAAUAUCUGUAUAAGAAAUGGAUGAUUCCAUGUAAUUCUGCAUCUGAUAGGAUUUGGCUUUCUUUUAGAAUCUCAAUCUUUUGUUUUUAAUAUUGUAACUAAAUGUAUAUCUCCUGAGAGAUAAGAGAAAUAAUAGUCUUGUAUGCAUCUAAGAUAAGAUAUAUAAACACUUAACCAUUUUAUUUCACUAACUAUUCACUAGUGUGCCUGAUACCUCAUCCUUUUUACUCUUUAUCCUAAGUAACAUGUCAUUAUUUUUUCAAUGAGAAAACUAUCUUCAGCUUUCUAGGCUCAUGGGUCAUUUUAAUAAUCUAGCAUCUGCCAAUAGGUUCAACCUGGCUGAAAAAUUUGGGACGUUAAGUUAGCUGUCCCAUCUUCUUCUGGUCAUUUUGUUACCACAUUAGGAUCCAAUAAGACUUGUCUUAGAUCCGUAGCUGCCCUCUUUUAUAGUACAGCCUAUCGAUGUGAUUUGAUUCGUCAUUCCUCACUUCUUUCUCCUCUCUACUCCCUCACACACACAGAGUCUAAGUAGUACAUAUUCAAAGAAGUCAUUUAUGUAUUAAAACAGGAUGGAGGCUGCCUGGGUGACUUAGUUAGUUGAGCGUCCUAAUUCUUAAUUUCGGCUCAGAUCAUGAUCUCAGGGUUGUCAGAUCCUAUGGCAGGCUCCCAUGGUGGGUGUGAAGUCUCCUUAAGAUUCUCCUUUUCUGGGCUGCCUGGGUGGC
Molecule: messenger RNA, 2171 nt
Organism: Enhydra lutris kenyoni (northern sea otter)
Lineage: Eukaryota; Metazoa; Chordata; Mammalia; Carnivora; Mustelidae
Gene: FMO5
Product: flavin containing monooxygenase 5
Exons: 7
Coding region: 1-1086 (361 amino acids)
Molecular function (GO): NADP binding; N,N-dimethylaniline monooxygenase activity; flavin adenine dinucleotide binding
Source: RefSeq, a predicted model, not a curated record